Molecule: messenger RNA, 819 nt
Organism: Eruca vesicaria subsp. sativa (arugula)
Lineage: Eukaryota; Viridiplantae; Streptophyta; Magnoliopsida; Brassicales; Brassicaceae
Source: the annotation of a GenBank genome assembly
AUGGGAUACAAUCGUGUGUCUUUAAGUUUAACAAUCCUGCUCGUUCUGAUUACAUGGCAUGUAGUUUAUGGUAACGAUGCUACACCAAUUCCUCAGAACAAAAACCAAAUCGAGCAGUGGUUCAACACCAACGUCCCUACGCUGGCUAGUAGAAAAUACACGUUAGAUCCAGCUCUAUUGACAGCUGAGGCUACGCCGCGUGUGAAACAAAAUGGAGGAGGCCAUUUCAAGACACUGACCGAGGCCAUAAAUAGUGUACCCGCAGGAAACAAGGAGUGUGUGAUCAUCAAGUUAGGUCACGGUGAAUACAAAGAGAAGGUUACGAUCGAUAGAAACAAGCCAUUCAUCACAUUGUACGGUCAUCCAGAUGCAAUGCCAGUGUUGACGUUCGACGGUACGGCAGCCCAAUACGGAACAGUCGAUAGUGCAACUCUCAUUGUCUUGUCCAACUACUUCAUGGCCAUCAACAUCAUCGUCAAGAAUUCUGCUCCAAUGCCUGAUGGGAAAAGGAAAGGAGCACAAGCAUUAUCUAUGAGAAUCUCUGGCAACAAAGCAGCUUUCUAUAACUGCAAAUUCUAUGGUUAUCAAGACACGAUUUGUGAUGACACUGGAAAUCAUUUCUUAAAGACUGUUACAUCGAAGGAACAUUUGAUUUCAUCUUUGGAAGUGGACGCUCUCUAUACCUCCUCAUGCGGGGAAAAGCACGGAAGAGAAAAGUGGGUACUCAUUCGUGCACUGCAAGGUUACAGGGACUGGAACUGGGAUCUACUUGGGCCGAGCAUGGAUGAGUCACCCCAAGGUCGUUUACGCAUACACUGA